AUGGCCGCCGCCGAAAGGACCCCAGCCCCCGCGCCCCGCGCCGAUGAGGAGGCGGCGUCCGCCGCCGCGCGCCACGCGGCAGGCUUCACGCAGCGCCGCGUGAUGGCGGCCGCGGGCCUCGCCAUGUCAGCCGGCACCCUCAUCAUAUUCGGCGGCCUGGCGGUGUACGCGCUGCCCCACCCCCCAAAGGCCAUGGGCUGGACGACCCUGCCAAAGGGCGAGGCCGGGCUGACUCUCCCCGAGCUCGGUCGCGUCGCCGCCCUCGCCGCCGCCCUCACGGCCGCCAUCCUUGCGCUCCAAGAGGCGGCCCUGCGCCCGCUCCUCGGCGCCGCGCGCCGCCAGACGACCGAGGCCGUUUUUUACGUCUCGAGCAUGCUCAUCCGCGCGGUCUUCCUCGCCCUCCUCGCCCGCCACCACCUCGGCCCGGGCCGCCACGACGCGGCGGCGGUCGGGGACGGGUGGUUCCGGCUGCCCGCGGUCGCCCUGUUUUAUGCAGCGUAUGCCACAGACCUAGUCCAGAUGAUCGGGCGCUACUCGGACUUUCCAAAGUCGUACACGGGCAUGCUGAUCCCGCACCACUGGAUCUCGCUGUCGUUCUUCAGCCUGUGGCUGGUGUUCCUGUCGCCCCGGGGGCCCGGGGGGGCGCCCAACUGGAACACG
Monoraphidium neglectum is the source of this 660-nucleotide messenger RNA. RefSeq lists its product as hypothetical. Lineage: Eukaryota; Viridiplantae; Chlorophyta; Chlorophyceae; Sphaeropleales; Selenastraceae. The transcript has a single exon. The annotation marks the transcript as partial. The record is from RefSeq and is a predicted model, not a curated record.